UUCCAGCUGUGAGGAACGGAGUCUUUAUUACACAUCACAUGUUCUGUAUUCUCUCUGAUUCACCGAGGAUGGACAAGGACAGGAGUCACAGGACUGAGAGUAUAAUAAAAAUCACUCUGGAGAUCAUCUACCUACUGACUGGGCAGGAUUACACAAUAGUGAAGAAGACAUCCAAUGAGUAUAAGACACCCAGCAGCCAUCCCCGUGUAUCAGGAGGACUGAGUAGAACCCAGAGUCCAAUCACGGUGCCUCCACCUCACUCACUGACACAUGAGAGACACAAUGACAAGAAGAUCCUGGAACUCACCAACAAGAUCAUUCAGCUGCUGACUGGAGAGCGUGAAGCACAAUUAAAUAAUAUUAAAGUCAAAGAUACAGAUGGAGAAGAAGAGACGUAUGUGACUGAUAUAAAGGCAGAAGAUAUAGAGGGAGAAGAAGAGAAGUAUGUGACUGAUAUAAAGGCAGAAGAUAUAGAGGGAGAAGAAGAGACGUAUGUGAGGAGUGAUCAGCAGUGUAAGGAGGAGGAGAUCCCUACAGUUAUCAGCACAGAUGGACACACAAGCAGGAAUAUCUCAGAAGGACAUCUAAUGUUAUCACCGGAUUGUGACAUAAAAGAUAAUGACAGUAGACAGGAUUCUCCAGGAGAUAACCCCAUUACCCCAAUUAUACAUCCGGCUCUAUCAGCUGAUCCCCCUGAUCCUGGGAAAUGUUCUCCUGAUCACUCUGAUAUUGGUGCAUCUGUUACAGCUCUGAGAGUAGAUACAGAGUUUCCCUGUUCUAUAGAUGCCAAAUGUUUUACACAGAAGGCAAAGCUUAUUACCCAUCAGCCAGCUAAGGCAGGUGAGAGGCCAUUUCCAUGUUCUGAGUGUGAGAAAUGUUUUGCAUGGAAAUCACAACUUGUUGCACAUCAGCGAAGUCACACAGGCGAGAAGCCAUUUCCGUGUUCUGAGUGUGGAAAAUGUUUUGCACACAAAUCAGAUCUUGUUACACAUCAGCGAAGUCACACAGGUGAGAAGCCAUUUCUAUGUUCUGAGUGUGGGAAAUGUUUUGCACACAAAUCAUAUCUUGUUACACAUCAAAGAAGUCACACAGGUGAAAGGCCAUUUUCUUGCUCUGAGUGUGGGAAAUGUUGUUUAUUUGAAUCACGUCUUGUUAUACAUCAGCGAAGUCACACAGGUGAGAAGCCAUUUUCUUGCUCUGAGUGUGGGAAAUGUUUUGCACACAAAUCAGCUCUAGUUAGACACAACAGAAGUCACACAGGUGAGAAGCCAUUUUCUUGUUCUGAGUGUGGGAAAUGUUUUACACAAAAAUCACAUUUUGUUACACAUCAGCAUCGUCACACAGGUGAGAAGCCAUUUUCUUGCUCUGAGUGUGGGAAAUGUUUUACAUCUAAAUCACAACUUGUUACACAUCAGCGAUGUCACACAGGUGUGAAGCCGUUUACUUGCUCUGAUUGUGGGAAAUAUUUUACACGGAAAUCACAACUUGUUACACAUCAGAGAAGUCACACAGGUGAGCAGCCAUUUCCAUGUUCUGAAUGUGGGAAAUGUUUUGCACACAAAUCAGAUCUUAAUAUACAUCAGGGAAGUCACACAGGUGAGAAUCCAUUUCCAUGUUCUGAGUGUGGGAAAUGUUUUACCCAGAAAUCAAGUCUUGUUACACAUCAGAGAAGUCACACAGGUGAGAAGCCAUUUUCUUGCUCUGAUUGUGGGAAAUAUUUUACACGGAAAUCACAACUUGUUACACAUCAGCAAAGUCACACAGGUGAGAAGCCAUUUUCUUGCUCUGAGUGUGGGAAAUGUUUUGCAAACAAAGCAGAUCUUGUUAUACAUCACAGAAGUCACACAGGUGAGAAGCCAUUUCCAUGUUCUGAGAAAUCAGCUCUUAUUGCACACAAUAGACAUCACUCAGGUGAGGAACCAUUUUAAUCUUCUGGAGUAUACUCAUCAUUGCCAUGCAUUCUUCAAGGUUUUUAUCCUAUUUUCUAUGCUUUUUGCAAUAUACAUGUUACC
Pseudophryne corroboree (corroboree frog) is the source of this 2012-nucleotide messenger RNA. RefSeq names its product gastrula zinc finger protein XlCGF26.1-like. Gene Ontology annotation, biological process: regulation of transcription by RNA polymerase II. The record is from RefSeq and is a predicted model, not a curated record. Bases 39 to 1928 code for a protein of 629 amino acids. The transcript is spliced from 4 exons. Lineage: Eukaryota; Metazoa; Chordata; Amphibia; Anura; Myobatrachidae. Gene Ontology annotation, molecular function: RNA polymerase II cis-regulatory region sequence-specific DNA binding; DNA-binding transcription factor activity, RNA polymerase II-specific.